Rotaria sordida is the source of this 1497-nucleotide messenger RNA. The record is from the annotation of a GenBank genome assembly. Lineage: Eukaryota; Metazoa; Rotifera; Eurotatoria; Philodinida; Philodinidae.
AUGGCCAAUAAUUUUGAUUCAUCAAAAUAUACAGAUAAUAAAGCAGCGGCAAGUUUGAACAUACAAGAUGACAAAAAUAAAUCAAAUACCAAUAGCAAUUCACAGCGUUCUGCGUAUAAAAAUGUUUGGACGCGUCAACCAUCAAGUGACGCGGACAAACAAACGAGUUCACCCGAUGAACAGCAAUCUCCAGUUUUUAUUAUUGAACAAAAAACAAAACCAUAUUGGGAAACUGGAGAAGAUGAAGGUCAUGGAGCAGAACAAACAUCGUCUUAUUAUCAACAAGAAUAUUAUAACUAUGAAAACCCAUAUAAAAAGAAAGGAGUAUCAAAUAAAAUUGAUCGUUUUGUUCAACGUUUUCCUGUAUUAGGUAGAUUUUACAAACAACCACCAUCUGUAUUUGAUAGUAGUGAACCAGGUCAACAAUUUAAUUAUGAUGAAAUGUUUAAUUCUAUUGUUUCAAAUUCAAUAACAAAUGAAUUAACUGCUGAUGAUUUAACUUUAAAUGAACGAUAUUCGGAUAAAAGACGUAUACAAUAUAUAAAACUUCAAGCAAAAGAUCAAACACAACCCGUUGAUAUUUCUAUUCAUCAUCAAACAAAUAAAAUAUAUUUAUGUGAUGUUGGUCGAAGUCUUGUUGAAAUUUUUGAUAUUAAUGGUACACGUGAACAUGUAAUUAGUGGUACAGUUAUGAGUAAAUUUCAACCAACAGCUAUAGUUGUUGCUUCUGAUAGAAGACUUAUUGUUGCAAGUUAUUUUAAUCAUUGUCUUCAUAUGUAUUACCCAAAUGAUACUUCAAAUCAAGUCAAUUGUUAUUCUUAUAAACAAUUUAAAUUAGGUACAAAAGGUAAUCAAAUACAUCAAUUUUAUAAUCCAGCUGGUAUUGCUGUUGAUAACAGUGAUGGAUAUUUAUAUGUUUGUGACCGAGGAAAUUAUCGUGUACAAGUUAUUACACCUGAUGGUAUAUGUGAACGAAUAAUUGAAUUAUUUAUACAUAAUAAAAAAAAUUACCCAUUAGAUCCAGUUCAACUUGCUUUUCAACCAAAAUUUGGUCGACUUGUUUGUAUUAUUGGUGGUACUGCCAUAUGUUUUAUUCCAAAAUAUACUAAUGGACCUGUAUAUGUCAAUCCAUUAUAUAUAACUGAUACAAAUGGAUUAGGUCUUGAUAAUGCUUCUGGCUUAGCUAUAGAUACUCAUGAUCGCAUAUUUAUUUCUGAUACAGAUCAUCAUCGUAUUGUUAUUUGUACACCUGACGGUUAUUUUAUAACAAGUUUUGGUAUGGAAGGUUGUGGACUUGGUCAAUUGAAACGUCCAUGUGGUUUAGAUAUAACAAAUGAUGGAACUGUUGUUGUUACUGAUUCUGGAAAUAAACGAAUACAAUUAUUUGGUUUAAUACGUGAACGAACACCUGUAACAAACAAUCCUCGAAGAGAAAGUUCUAAUGUUAAUAGUGGUUUAUUCCUUAUUGAAGAACAUGAUUUAGCUGCAACUAUGUAA